Messenger RNA from Eimeria maxima, 414 nucleotides. RefSeq names its product glycerol-3-phosphate dehydrogenase, putative. The record is from RefSeq and is a predicted model, not a curated record. The annotation marks the transcript as partial. NCBI's taxonomy places the organism in Eukaryota, Apicomplexa, Conoidasida, Eucoccidiorida, Eimeriidae. Gene Ontology annotation, molecular function: glycerol-3-phosphate dehydrogenase (quinone) activity. Gene Ontology annotation, biological process: glycerol-3-phosphate metabolic process. Gene Ontology annotation, cellular component: glycerol-3-phosphate dehydrogenase (FAD) complex; mitochondrion. The transcript has 3 exons.
AUCGGAGCAAGGGUUCAAGACACGGAGACCAACGAGGAAUUCACGAUUCAUUCGAAGGUGGUCGUCAAUUGCACUGGCCCACUAGCUGACCGUGUGCGUAAGAUGGACCACGAAGAUGCACAGCGUCUAUUGACACCUGCAGCAGGGGCCCACAUAGUGCUACCUCAUUGGUAUACCCACAAGACACCAUUUGGUCUGCUGUUGCCUGAGACAAGCGACGGCCGCGUGCUAUUCCUCUUGCCUUGGGAGGGCCGCACAGUGGCAGGAACAACUGACGCUCCCGUGCUAGAGGCGGCCGAUCCCAGACCCAAAGAAAGCGACGUCGACUUUCUUGUCAAAGAACUCUCAGCCUACUUGAAGGUAGACCCCGUCCAAAUGAGGUCCGCCCACGCACAGCCGGCGUCUAGGGUCUAG